GAGAUGUCGGAGCAGCUGGGGCUGCGCAAGAUGAACGAGAGGCUCAGCGACCCGACCAUUUCCUGUGCCUCCCUGUUUCACCCAUGUUUCCCCAACCUGCCACCCUCGCGCGUUCCCACUCCUUCAAUACCACGCCCCCGCCUUCCUCCUUCCCCUUCUCCUCCCAUGAGCAGGAGAUGUCGGAGCAGCUUGGGCUGCGCAAGAUGAACGAGAGGCUCAGCGACCCGACCAUGGGGGCGGCAUUCGACGGCAUUUUCCCAAAAGACACGCCCAAGAACACGCGCUUCGCUAUUAACUUCUUCACAUCUAUCGGUCUGGGAGGGCUGACAGACAACCUGAGGGAACACCUGAAGAACAUGCCAAAGCUUAUCAUGCAGCAACAGAAGCCUGUUCAGGUGUCCGAGACUUGCGGGGAGCGUAGCGCGGCACUUCUUAAGCGUGGCUAG
Molecule: messenger RNA, 446 nt
Organism: Closterium sp. Naga37s-1
Lineage: Eukaryota; Viridiplantae; Streptophyta; Zygnematophyceae; Desmidiales; Closteriaceae
Source: the annotation of a GenBank genome assembly